GUACAGGUGAGUUUUACCUGAAGAGGGCGCUGUCCCAUGACCUGUUUUGAAAAGGCAAGUAGAGAUUGUCGCCAUUUUGUGUGCGGCGACUGAAAACAGGAAAGGUAUGUGACUGAAACAAAGACUUCAUCAUGCUGUUUGUGAAUAUUGUCACAUGCCUCGUGGGCAUUGCUCUACUAGCAUGUCCUGCACAUGCACAGUUAUCACGCCCUCCUAACAUGGUCCUUAUGCCAGAUGAAACUAUCUUUUUCAAGGACGGAGAGACUGUUGAGUUGCCCUGUAAAGCAGAAGCUGAGCCUGCACCUUUAUACACAUGGAGAAGGGAUGGCAGGCUUUUUGAACCAUCUGGUAAUGAUGAUCGAUGGGUUCAGCUUCCUGGAGAAGGAACCCUGGUUUGUAAUAGACCUGAAGCCAAGGAUGUGGCCAUGUACCAGUGUUUUGCCACUAACCAGCACGGAACGGCAUUAUCCUUGAAUAUCAACCUUCAGCAAGGUCGUCUUGAAACUUUCCCUGAAGCUGAAGCUCAAACCAUUGAGAAAUCCUUAGGGACACCAGUGACUCUGCGAUGUGUUCCUCCUACCAGUCUCCCCACAGCAGAUAUCACCUGGAUAUUGCGUGACCAGAGUGGAUCCUUCACUGUCAUUGACUAUGAUAGUCAUAUUACCAUGGAUUAUUUUGGUAAGCUGCACAUCACCAACCUGAAACCUGAAGAUGUGAACACCAACAGAGCAUAUGUGUGUAUGGCGAUCAAUGAGUUUAUGAGGAAGAAUGCCCUGGGAUCACCCAUAUACCUUGUUUCCACAGGACAGGAGACAACCAAUACAGCUGUCGGGAAUCUGUGGAGUUCACCUGUUGAAACAAAAGGUUUGCUGGGUGGGACAGCGAGAAUGAAGUGUAUUUUUGCUGGAAAUCCAACCCCACGUGUUGAGUGGCGAAGAGAUUCUGGACCUAUUCCACCUUUAAGAUCUAAUCUUGAGAGUUUUGGGAUGGAACUGGCGAUCAGUGACCUUGAAUAUGCAGAUGAGGGAGAGUAUGAGUGUCUGGCAAAUAAUGAUUUUUCAACACGCCCUGUCAGUAAAACCUUCAGACUCACUGUUAUGUCCAAACCAGAGUGGCAGGUUAAACCGCAAGAUGUGGAGACUAGUGUGAAUGGCAGGGCGGUUUUCAUGUGCAAGGGGAAAGGGAAACCGAGACCACAAGUUGAUGUGACUAUUGAUGGAAAGCCACUAGCAAGCAUUCCAACAAACCCGCGAAGAAUUGUGAACAGAGGUGCUGCUGAUAAUGAGGAUAGUGUUUAUAUCAAUGUAACCUAUGUGAAUCUAACAAAGAGUGACACACAAGUCAUUCAGUGUAACAUCUCAAAUACCAAUGGGUACAUAUUUACCAACGCUUAUCUGAAUAUUCUGGAGGAUCCCCCUGAGUUUGUACGUCCACCUCGCCCACAAGUUAUUGUGGCAGAGGGUCAGUCUGUGAAUCUCUCCUGCCAAACUACUGGCAAGCCAGAUCCAGUCAUCACCUGGUUUAAGGAGGGAAGACCUAUAACUGGAGGCCGCUAUAUAACCUUGCUCAAUGGGGAUUUGUUAAUAAUGUCCGUUGUGUUGGCAGAUGCAGGACAUUUUGGAUGUGAGGCUGCAAACAAGUUUGGGAGUAUAUCUGCCAAUGGAACCUUAGCAGUGAGACGGCGAACAAGGAUUGAACAGCGACCUCUAGACUUGGAGGUCAUUGCUGGAAAUGAUGCCAAGUUCACAUGUUCUGCAACGACGGACACAGAUGAAGUAAAACAGCUGGAGAUUUUGUGGGAGAAGGAUGAUAAACCAAUCACACCGGAUAAUCAGAGAAUGACCAGCAACUAUCAGGAUAAUUCCUUAACCGUGACUGGAACAAUAGCUAGGGAUUCUGGUCGGUACACCUGUGUGGCGACCAAUGGUUUGGACAAUGCCACAGCUUCAGCUAUGUUGACUGUCAAAGGAAGGCCUGAUCCACCCACAGGUGUGACAGUGAUAGACUGCUUUCAGGACAAAGCAAUUUUGGAGUGGAGCCCUGGAAGCAAUAACAAUGCUCCAAUCCUGCACUUUAUUGUUCAGUAUAACACCACCUUUACACCAGAUAUCUGGACUUUUGCCCAACAAGUGAGGAAAACACAGAACAAUGCUGAAAUACCGCUGACACCUUGGGCAAAUUACACCUUCAGAGUGCUGUCUUCAAAUAAGAUAGGUGACAGCGAACCCAGCGAGCCAACACUGAGAGUCUGCAACACCAAACCAGAUGUUCCAUACACUAAUCCAGCCAAUGUCCGCACCAUUGGAGAAAAGCAGCGGUCGCUCAUUGUAGAGUGGACAGAAAUGCCACAGAUUCAGCAUAAUGGACAAGGAUUCCAGUACCUGAUGUCUUACAGACGUCUGGGAGAUUCUUCCUCAAACUGGGAGAAGAGGACAGUAUCAGAUUAUAAGGAAACUCGUGUUGUGAUAGACAAUGUAGUGACUGAGCCAUACCAGCCUUUCGAGAUUAAGGUUGUUGCCCAUAACUCUGUGGGAGAUGCACGAGCAGACGCACCGGUUAUUAUUGGCUACACUGGAGAAGAUGAGCCUGCGUUCAUUCCUACUGGGUUGGAACUAAAUGACAAAGAUUAUGAUCUCACUGCCACCACAGCCACACUAGAGUGGGAUCCUUUACCUGAUUCAGAGAGCAGUCGACGUAACAUGAAGGGCGAGUUUAUGGGAUACAGGAUUCAGUAUUGGAAGCAGAAUGAGAAGAUGGUGACAUUUCGUGAACAGCCAGUGCCACACAGCUCAUGGAAUAGCAGUAGGGAUUUCUGUCGCCCAGGCAAAGCCUGUGUUGAGCUAACCAAUCUUUUCCCAUAUUCCUUCAUAGAGGCACAGGUUGUUGUCAUGAACAACUUUUACAUUGGUCCACCUUCACCUGCAAUUGUAUUUCAAACAUCGGAAGGUGUUCCUGGCCCAGUAAAAGAAUUCCGUGCUAUUGUAGCAGGACCAAAUCAUUUCCUGUUGAGCUGGGAAAAACCAGAGAUAACUGAUCAAAAUGGUGUAAUUCGUGGAUAUGAUAUUGGAUUCCAAACAGUUGAUGGCCUUGACCUUGGAAAGAUGCAGGAUCGUGAACCUCAGAUUAAUGAUCUAAAUGUUGUGCGGACAACUCUUAGUGGUUUACGCCCCAUACAGAAGUACAGGGUUCACAUCUGGGCACGUACAAUCAAGGGACGUGGAGAGGACUACUUCAUUGAAGUCACCACAACCAGACCUGGAGCUCCUGAUGCUCCUAAGUUUACUUUCUCCUUUAUUGGUGAGCACAUGCUUAAUGUGACCUGGCAACGACCAAUUGAGGCUGGAGAGAAAGCAGGCAGUAUUUAUUAUGUGGAAUACAAGAAACUUGGUGCGUCAGAAUGGAUGCAGACACCUGAGGAAUCGGUCAAUCAGUGGUCAAAUGUAACAGGCCUUGAGUCUGGCACUGUGUACCAAGUGAGAGUUGUGGCCACCACAGGUACCCUCCUCACUACCAGUGCCAUACAACAGGUCACUACAGUAGGAGUGGGAGCUAUCCAGAUUGCAGGAGCCGGAUGGUUGGUGGGAAUGAUGCUGGCCAUUGUCUUGGUUAUCAUCAUCAUAAUCCUGAUCUGUGUUGUUGUCGUCUUCCUCCGCAAAAACUGUGAAAACGUCAUAGGUAAAAACAGGCAUGAAGAGGACUAUGAAGAACCCAGGGGCGCUCCCCCCAUGAGAGAGACGCAUUCGCAGUACCCAUCGAGAUUGUACCCAUCAUCCUAUCCCAGCGAAUCCGACUACCCCAAGGGGCCUGCUAAGGGGUACUAUGAUAACCAGCAGUUCCAGUAUGACGAUCCUCCAGGGGAGCGUUCACCCAGCAUGAGCAGGAGCCCUUAUAUGAGUGAUGGUAUGGACAAGGGGCCACCAUCCUACAGCGAUGUGGACAACUAUGAAGAGUUUGAAGACCCAGAGGGUCAAGAGGCUGGAAAGUUUGACCAGGACGGCUUCAUCCAUUCCCCGGCCAGUAACCAUGCCCCUUCACCCUCGUACGCCCCUUCAUCCCAGGCUCAAGAACCAGCUACACCCUCAGCCAUGUCAACCUUUGUAUGAUCCACUGUAUGAUGGUCUUAGUGGAUGAUUUCUUGUUUUGAGAUCUGCUACAAAAGUUAUGUUAUAUUUUAUUCAAACCAGAGUGUCACUUUUUUUAACAAACGUGCUUGACUUUGUAAGAUGCGUGGUUGUGUUGCAUGAGAAUUUGGCUUUCAAACUCAUGCCAGAUGUUAAAUAGCAUAAUGACCAAAUUCAUCAGCUUCAUCAUACAGAGUGUCCUGAACUAGGGUUGGCAGCAAAACUUGUACAUAUAUACAUGUGAGACUGAAUGCAAUCUGCUACUACAUUUUAUAACACUGAGAAUAGAUGGUUUUUUAUCCCUCAAAUUGUCACUUGCCAUUGUAGAAUGCUCUUCUUUGACUUUUUUUGUUCAUUCUGUUAAUUUUAAUUCAGCUUUUUAACAUCUAUCUAACCUAUAUCAAUCCCCUGGGAUAUAGUGUGUUGUUGUGUAUGUUUAUAAUUCCGUAUCCCAUAUUAAAGGAUUAUCUUAAGUACGCAAAUGUAACCAAUACCUAAGGCUGAUUCCAUUUAUCCAUUAUUGACUCAUGUCAACAUUUUAUCCAUUGUAACAAUGCUUAUUUUAUGGUAGAGGAAGAUGACAUUUUGGCACAUCUGUCUUUACAUUUCUGAGGUGAUAAAUAAAUUUAACUUAUAGCACUAAGAAAUAAGCUCUAAAAUUGAAUUACAGAUUUUAGCAGGAGUCAAAAAUAGCUUUGUGGAAUUAGCCACUAAGAUUUGCUAUCAAUGCUAAGUCUUUAUACAUUAUUUUAAUUCCCUAUGGUUUUUUUUUUUUUCAAUUUAAAGAUAUAUUGUUGUGAAUAAUACACUGAUUGUUACAUUUCUGAUGAUUCAUUCAAUUUUGUAAUAAAUCACAACAUUGUAUACAUAGGUUUCACUUUGUUACAUUAUGAGUAUACAUGUUGAUUACAUUAUGUAUAUAAAUAACAACAUGCUUCCUCUUCAUAUUAAAGAAAGCAUUUUUAUCAUCUAAUUCAAUUAACAUUGUGAAUAACUCCAGGUCUGCAUAUGGCAACAUUAAUUACUUUAAGGUUUUGCAUAAAGUUGUAAAUGUGCACUGUUCCAAUAGAUUUUUAGCUGUGGUAUGGUAUAGAUAAAAUUUCUAAAUAUCUGUACCAGGGCAUGUUUAUAGAAGAAGUAAAAUAUUGUUCAGAGAACUUUUAAAUUGUAAAUUAAAUUGUAUGGUUGCCAUAUUGAGAAAGACUGUCUUGUUACAUUGUUUGUAUAGAUCAAAUAUAACCAUGAUGCAUAUAUUGAUUAGUAGCCUGUGCUAUUUUUCGGAUGAUUUAUUUUACUGUAUAUCUCAUUUUAAGUGUAAAAUGCAUCAAUUGCUAUAUCAAUCACAACAUAGUUUACCGAAAUAGGAUAUUUAAUCGAUACAUAUACAUGUAAUAUCACAUUAAGAACUUUUGUACAUAAACUGAUUUUAUACAAUGUAAUAAAUAAUUUUAUACAUAACUGUUGUCAAGAUUGUUUUAUUUUGAUUCUGAAACAUCGAUCAAGGUCUCCCAAAUACUAACCUAUACAACAGUUAACCGGAGCAACCUUCCCCAGCAAAUAUAAUUCGGGGCCAUUAUCAAGCUCUGUUAAGGGUGUUGUUCAUCCCUGCCUUUGCGAUGACCUGCCUUAGAAAAAAUGAUCUGUUGAAUUUAACAAAGUCCGAGUGAUGCUAGAAUGUAUUCUGUUAUUAUAACACAAUAUUGUCAUAUUUAACUUAAUGGCUUGUUAAUCUAAUAGAAUCGCAAUGUUGAAUAAGUAGAAUGUUUGCUAUAUUAACCAAUAUUCUGUGGCAAUAACUUAAUACAUUCUAGCUUCACGCGGACAAAUACUGUCAGUUAAAGUUAGAUUAUUUUUUCGAGAGUGGGCUAAUUGGUGAUGUAUUAUUCCUUGUAUGCAAGAGAACAUUUAUGAGUUUAGCUUGGAUCCGAUUAUACCCUUGUGUUCAAAAUGAAUCACUGAUGAAAAAUUUACAUUUUGACGUUGACGAGUAGUGCAUUAGUUAACAUAUCUGUACGUCGGAUAAAGGUUACAUCUCAUCUAAGUGGUUUCUGAGUUGGAAGGUACAUGCAAUUAUAGCAAUCCGUCAGUCUAUACGUCAUUUCAAGAAGGUUUUGCGCGGGUUAUAUAAAUAGUGUCAACAUUCCUUGUUUGACAAAUCAGGGA
Liolophura sinensis is the source of this 6284-nucleotide messenger RNA. RefSeq names its product neuroglian-like. The record is from RefSeq and is a predicted model, not a curated record. The transcript has 23 exons. NCBI's taxonomy places the organism in Eukaryota, Metazoa, Mollusca, Polyplacophora, Chitonida, Chitonidae. The coding region runs from base 132 to 4103 and encodes 1323 amino acids. Gene Ontology annotation, molecular function: cell-cell adhesion mediator activity. Gene Ontology annotation, biological process: brain development; cell-cell adhesion; axon guidance. Gene Ontology annotation, cellular component: axon; plasma membrane.